AUCACUGAGAUGCGUAUCAACACAAGAUAUACCAUUUACGAUCUGAAUUUUAUACGAAAACGAGCCUAGAUAGAUUUAAAAUUGAAAUUUUGGUGCCAAAAUGCGAUUUUACUUGGUCUAUAGAGAUGACGGGACUUACGACCUGGUCAUCGACGACCGAGAGCCGAUAUUCGAGCCGAUAGACCCGGACGAUUUCGGCCCAGCAUCUGAGCCCACCGAGGUAUACCCCCUCCCCGACCUCAACGCCCCCAUCCUGGCCGAACUCCGAGACACAACUGAACCCGAAUCUAGGUCUCAAACUGCUUCCCCUUUCCUCCUGUCUACCAAACCCUACAGACCCUUCUCCACUGAACCCAUCCCUGAAGUCCCACCGCUAGAAGAACCUAUAAUCCUUAAUCCAAACUACCAUGACGAAUUUGGAAAUUUAAACGAUCUGCUCGGUGAUAUAGAUGCUGAUGCUCUACCUAAAACUAAGUUUAAGCUGCCGAUAUCUGAACAGUACGAUCCCAAUUAUGGUAAAGAUGAAAAGGGUAAAAAGGUGAAGGCAGCAGUGAAACAAGUUGAUGAAGAGAUGAAAGAUCAGACUAUGACGCGCGAAGAAAUCGAUUUCAUGAAACAAAUGAAGCAGGAUAUCGAUUUAGCUACAAUGGAGGAGACUGCUGUGUCGGCGUUAAGUGGUUUCGGGAAGUCGGACCAGUCUUUCUCUGUUGCCAAGCAAGAGACGGUAGAAGAGCAUUCGGCAUCGAUGUUCACCAAGAAAGAGAUCGCAGAACAGAAAGUUAAAUCGUGUAGUUUCAAAGAACAAAUCACUGAACAGAAAUCUUCAACGACAGAACACAAGACAGUAGAACAAGCUGCUUCAUUAAUUGUCGAUGAGAGUAUAACAAAAGCUGUAUCAGUGGCUGAAGAAAUUAAAAACGAAAUAGCAGUUGAAUUGCACACCGGAGACGUAAAAUCAUCAGAAAUUAAGAAAGAAGAUUCCAAAAAAGUGGUGGAAUCCUUGAAAAGCACUAAUGAAGAUAAUACAAAAGAAAAAGCAUCUAAAGUAUCUGCAAAAACAAUUGCAAUAACUCUUGAAAGAAAUGCUAUGCACGACGAUAGUAUAAUAUCUUCAGCCAAAAAAGAAGUUGAAGAAACCAUAGUAUCUGGCACUGUCAAGCGACUAUCAAGUAAUUUCGAUAAAGAACAAGAAGCGGUUAAGGCUGUGGAUGAAAGAAAAGAUAUUUCGAAAAAGGUUUUAGUGUCUGAUGUGAAAUCAAAACGGGAAGUAAGUAAAGACACCAAUUCACAAAACAAGUCGUCCACUACAAGUGGCCAAAAGUCACAAAAAAGUGAAGUGAAAUCUGAUAGUAAGAAAGAGUACUCUACAUCAAAAUUAUUAGCUGAGCAACGUGCUUAUACCAUUGGACUACAAACGAUACCUAACAUAAGAGGCAGUGUACACUCAUCUUAUCACUAUGAUUUAUUACUUAAAACAUUCUUCAUUCAUCUAACUGACGUUAUGGUUGCACUGUCAAGAUUUAUUUUGGCUGAACCGGUACUAAAAAUAGAAGGUUCCUCACAAGAUUUGUCAAAAAAGACCGUUUCCGAAGAAGUGAUGGUUGACAAAGAAGAAAAGGUUAGGAGAGACGAAAAAAAGGUACAUAAAGAAAUGAAAGAAGAAAAAUAUUCAGAAGAAGUACAAGAAAAUGUGACAGUCGAUAUAAGAGAAGAAAUAACGCAUAAGAGAAAAUCAGGUUCAAAAAUGGCUCAAUUAACCGAAAAGAAACCUGAAGAUCUGAUUCAUGACAUGGAUGCUGUGAUAACCGAGUUUCAACAUAAAUCAGGCAUAGAAGAAGAACACAUCGUAGAAGAGGAAAAGAGACAGGAGGUUUUACCACAAGUCUCUUCGCAAUUUGAGGCAGAGGUUGUUACAAAGAGUGAACCUUUAGAAUCAAAAAUCGAAAGUUACGAAAGUUCCAAAGAAGUCACUGAAAUAACUAAAAAAAACAUGGAAAUUAUUCGCAGUAUUACAGAAAAAUCAGAAUCCAAAACAUCAGAAUUAAAGGUAUCUAGAGACAGUAGAAGUCGUUCCAAAUCAAGAGAAGGCAGACAAAUGUAUGUAGCUGUAGUAGAGUCACACGUUUACACUAACAAGGACACCAUAUUGGAUGAACAAUUUUCUGAAACAUCUUCUGAGCAUAGUGCGGAAGAAACUGUAGCAACAGAAAAACAAGUUUACGAAAGCACUGAACAGAAAUCAACUGUAGAAGAAGUUAUUCAAGAAAAGUCUACCGUAGAGGAAGUUAUUCAAGAGGAAUCAAAGGUAGAGGAAGUUCAUAAAGCAAUCAAAGAAUUAAGCAUUGAAAAAGCUGUACAAGAGUUAGAAGAAAUGGCCGUAUGUGAAACCAAAGUUGAAAGUCAAAAGAUUGAACAGCUUAAAGUUCGAGAACCAAUUAUAGAACCACCUGUGGAGGUGGAAAAGCAAAUAAUUUUAAGUCGUAAACCUUGUGUUAUAAUACCAGUAAACGAAGAUGUAGAAGCUACUGUGAAAAUUAUACAAGAAAUUUCACCACCAAUAGUCGAAGAGCCACCACCAGAAACAACUAUAGCUGAAAAAACUUCUACCGUUGAAUCCUCUCAAUAUGAAUCAGAAGAUCAAACUCAGACCUUGACGUCUAGAGUACAAACUACUGAACUAGAAGAGACUACUAGUAGCUUAGUAGAUGAAAGCAGCAUAGUCAUGACUAAUCUAGAGCAGACUCCACAAAUACAGCAGACCUCACACAUGACACGAUCCACUAAAAUGGAAGAUUUAUCGCAAAUUCAAGAGACGACAAUGACCACUCAAUCAACGACAGAAACUACGGAACUGAGAAAGCAAUUGCUUCGAAGAUUAUCGUUGAAAUCAGACAUGUCUGGUAGCAUGGACUCCUUCCCCAGCACUAUUAGCACCCCGACCCCAAUGACAGUCCCUCCCACACCUCUGACUGACGAAUACAUGUUCCGCCUAGAAUGUCCAAUGCCCAAAAACCUCCCUUCAGAGCUAGAUGAAUCCAGUCCAAGUCCUGAAAAGGAAAUAGACCACGAAGACCUGAAUAUUGUAAAAAAAAAGUUGGUACCACACAUUGACACGAAAAUAGAAAGGAUUGUCUAUGACCCUCCGUUGCCAACUCCUCUGGAGGGUAUGCCUCUCCCUGAGUUUACGCCUCAGAAUGGACAACUGAAAGAGAAGCUUUCCGAGGAAGAAAUAUUGGAAAUCGAAAGAAAAUCAUCGCUUCUAGCUUCUGCCAUUGAUGAAACCAUUAAAAGUAUAGAAGAAUAUAAAGAACAAGUCAUCAUGGAAGCCAAAAAGCAAGAAGUAUCUUCCACGCUUAAAGAAGAAUCGUCUGCACUAAAAGAAGAGUUUUCUGCACUUAAAGAAGAAUCCUCCGUAAAUGUGGCCCAAACUGAGGCAACUCCAAUGACCUAUACUGGGUUUGUUAAAGAAGCUAAACUAACAAUAUUCGAUGACUUCAAAGCUGAACUAGCGAAAGAAAACAAAGAAGAAAGUAUUAUCACUAAUGAAGUUCAGUUAAGUACUGUCACUGGUACAAAACAAUCAGACAUAUCCAGCGACGUCACGGAAAAAAUGGUACAAGACAGUUUAAAAUCCACCUUCGCAGCAAAUAUGACAACGGACAGUACGCAGCAAGACUUCAAAUCGACUGAUCACAAAGCAGAAAUAUUCUCUUCGAGCAUCCAAGAUGAAUCAACAGCAUUGACAGACAUAACAAAGCAAUCUACUGAAAAAGUCGUUGAAAAUGUAUCAACAGGAUCUUCGAAGGAAUGUUUGUUCAAAGUGAGUAAGUUUACGAAGGCGGAAGAAACAGUGACUGAGACCAAGUCAAGUGAAGUGUUGCCGGGAUAUCGACCAGUACCGUUUAACCCGGAGGAGCUGAUGCAACAGCAGCAACAAAAACUGCAAGCUGCUUCUGAACAGCAGCUUCCAGGAGGGUUCCGUCCUGUCCAGCUUAAUGUGCAGAACGGUGCGAUGGAGCCUGAAAUCGCCAGACCUAGAAGCGUCACAUUUGAAGGCGAAACCUUAGGGACCACACAGGGCAUUAUCAGUGGCAUGAAAGAGAAUAUAAUGGAUGAAGAGGUUGUCAAAGAACUGGGAAAACCUGGUUUAUCAGAUGAGAAUAUUGCAGUUCUUAUAUCUGGUGAAUCUGAAAUGCUGCGAGAAGCCCACGUUAUGGGUGUGGACUUCAAGAAGAUAAAGCCGGUCAUAGACAAGCUAAAGGACUCUGAAGUGCUGAAGGCGCUGAAUGAUGAGCUGACAAAGACCAAAGAGGAGAAGAAACAGGAGGAGAGGAAGUGGACCACGUUCCUGCAGAAGCCAAAGCGGGUGCCUCCCACGGCCAAGUUCGGGUACCACGGCUGGCUGCCACAGUUCAUCCCGGAAGGGGAAGAAUACAAAGUUAAAAUUGUGAAACAACCGAAGCCAAAAGUUGCGCCCGACUACAAGCCCGAGAGCUUCGAGACGGGUCCUCUACCGUGGGAGGAACGAGCCGCCAACGAGCCGCCGCCACCGCCGGUGGAGCCUGAAGACCCGAUACUGAUCCCGGAGGAGCGACCAGAGUUCCUGGAGGCAGUAGAUCCGCUGCCGGAGAGCGAGGUGCCUGAUUUGGAGGAGACUGGUAUCCCACUACCACCCGAGAAGACCGAGGAGCCAGAACCAGAGACAACUGCUGAAGAGCCAGCGGAGGCGCCAGUGGACGAGGCAGUAGACGAGCCAGUGGAACUUGACAUAGAGCGAGUAGUCGAAGAGACAGCCGAGAUCAUUCAAGACAUGGAGCAGAAUAAAUUGGCGGAGCAGCUGCUGAAUAGCGUGCAGGGUAUGGUUGACCCGGCGGCGCCGCUGGAGCAGCAGCUAUCGGCGAUGCGCGCGCAGCUGGCGGCGCUGGCGCAGCUGCCGGCUGUGUUGCAGCAGUCGCUCGACCUGGUCACCAGGCAGCUCAUGCAGAUCUCACACCAGGAGACCAAAGAAACUGAGGUGAAGACCGAAUCGACGGUUGAAGUUGUGGAGACUGUUGAGAAAAUCGAAAAAGUCACCGAGAAAACUGAAAUCAUCGAAGAAAGCAGCACCAAAGUAACCGAACAAACCCAAGAGCAACACGAAGAAACAACUCAGCAGACUAGGCAAACUGAGCAAUCUGCCCAACAAGACGUCAAAUCCAAACUGACGUCUGAAGAAGUGGAAAAGCUGAGGAGGGAGGAAGACGAAAUGCUGGAAGAGAUGAGAAGAAUCGAGAAACAAAAGAAGGUAGCUAGAGAAUUCAUUAAGGAGCUCAUGGAACAACAGCAGUUGGACCACGAGUCGCGGCAAGUGAAGGCGCAUCCCACGCCACGCGUCGGCAAGCCCAAGCCAGUCUUCGGCCCCCUGACGCCCCAAGAGAGGCCGCUAGUCCUGCCAGGAGGUCGCAAGUGGAGGAAGCCUAAGGACGCCUUCAACGAACAGCUGUUCGCGGAGACACUGGCCGCUCAGGUCGAAAUCAUCCAGGGGACUACGAAAGGGUGUCCAUUUGAAAGUGAGAAACUGCCAUUCGAUCCGAGGAUAAACUUCAUGAAGUACGAGAAGCCGCCAGUCUCGCUGGAACACCUGAAGGAGUCUGACGUCUACAAGAUGGUUCACAACAUGGACGUCGGGGCGGGGAAGAGAGUGGACAUGUUGACUCCUGUGGUCGCAGAGUGUGAUUAUAGGGAGAAGUGUCGUUCCAUGACUCCGUGCCACCCCAAGUCUACAUGUAUGGACCAGCAACUGCAGCCUUGAAUAUAAUAUAUUAAAAC
Molecule: messenger RNA, 5808 nt
Organism: Plutella xylostella (diamondback moth)
Lineage: Eukaryota; Metazoa; Arthropoda; Insecta; Lepidoptera; Plutellidae
Source: RefSeq, a predicted model, not a curated record